UUUAGACAAUUUUAACAUACCGGAAAUGUCAAAAGACGGAAGCGCGGAAUUUUAAAACGUUGAAACACAAAGAAAUGACAAGUGAAAGUGUCGAUGAUUAUUUCAGUAUUAGUGACAUUCUUACAACACAAGAACGAUUGCCAUGCAAAGUUGAACUACCUAUUUACAGAUUAGGGUACCUUGAUAGCAGUUCUACUAGUGAUGAUUUACAGCCAGGAACCAAGCUAGAUUUGUCAUUCUGGAUGGCCAGAGCUUUGUGUAGCAGGAAACGUCAUAUUGUCAGUGUAGAAAUGCCACGACCGUACAGAGAAGGUUAUAGGGAAAUAUUAACAGCAGAUGCUAAUGUGGUUGAUCUCCAUAAAUUAGGACCCUACUAUUAUAGCUAUGGGUCACAGUUACUGAAGUUUGAACUGCCAGAAACUGCAGAUGUAGCAAAAAGUUUAAUAAAGUGCUUUCAGACAAGGAUAAGGAAAAUCAUGGACUCGUCUCAGAAUGCUUAUAAUGAAGACACUACAAAAUUAACAGAGAAAUUAGAUGAGACAGAGAAAUGUUUGUUUAAAGCAGGACAGAUGGGACUGAACGAUUUUCAAAGGUGGGAAACCAGACAAACAGAAAAAUUAACAACAUCAGAAAUGGUUAGAAGUCACAGAAAACGUAAAAGAGCUUUAAUGGAUGAUUCUUGACCAAAUUUUAAUUUUUUCAUUUAAUAUAUUUUAUAUUGAUUUUAAAUCAGAUGAACUUAUUUAAAUCUUGUUGACUAUUGAAAUAUGCAUCACUGGUAAAAAUAAAAACAAUUGUAUAUAUGACAAUGUGGUCACCAAUAAAGUGUCUUUUAAGUUUGUUUAAUACCUUCAAUGUAUUCUGUAAAGACUAAUUUCAUUGGAUAGCUGUCUGGCUCCCACAAUAUUAUUAUAGUCAAUGGUGCAGAGAUUGAUUAAACACCAACAAUUAAUUUAUGAGCUUCAAAUGCAUGGUAACAAAGUUAUUUAUAAUGUAGAAAGUUGUUUAAGAGGUUAUGACAUUGAAUUCCUAUACAUGUUCAUGCAAAUAAUCUUAAAGUGUAACUGUUGAUAUUUUUUUAAAUGAUUCUAUUGAUAUUAAAACUCCUUCUUUCACAAAAAACAGACUAAACAAAUUACGUAAUGAAGGUAAAUAUAUGUGUAUGGCAGAGUUUGCACCUUAAAAUAACCUGUAUUAAUAUCUGAUGAAUAUUGAAUGAUAGGGCAGUUACAAGUUGACGGUUUUGAUUUUUACAUUCUUUAACACUUUAUUAUUGAUAUUUAACCAUUUUUUUCCGAUUGUCUCUGCUUAGAAAUUGGGGAAUGAUACAAGACUUAUUUGAUGAUACUUAAUAAUUAAGUUAUACUGUAGCAAGUUCAAUCAAUUUUUAUUUUAUAUACAUGUAGUUGAAUUACAAUAAAAAAUGCAUUUAUUCACAA
This is a messenger RNA of Mytilus trossulus (common blue mussel), 1439 nucleotides long. Its product is annotated as DNA replication complex GINS protein PSF3-like. The transcript is spliced from 3 exons. Gene Ontology annotation, cellular component: GINS complex. Lineage: Eukaryota; Metazoa; Mollusca; Bivalvia; Mytilida; Mytilidae. Gene Ontology annotation, biological process: mitotic DNA replication initiation. The record is from RefSeq and is a predicted model, not a curated record. The coding region runs from base 75 to 683 and encodes 202 amino acids.